AGACCAAGGAAUCCUGAUUUGAAAUACGCAAGAGACAGAGUGAUUUCUCAUGAUACCAUUGCAUCACUCUGGUCGCUCAUGACUUUUUCGUGGAUGACACCGAUGAUAAAAUUGGGAAAUCUACGCAGCCUCGCCGAAGAUGAUCUAUGGGAAUUGCCAUCCCGAUGUCAGGCUGCACACUGUUAUUAUGAGUUGGAUCGAACAACAAAUUUGGACCUGUUGUCACGAUUGCUUUAUGCCAAUGCCACCAACCUCAUUCUUUUCCUUGUUAUCGCAAUAUUACGCUCGAUAUUUGCGUUCACCACACCAUAUUUUCUCUACCAAUUACUUAAUUACAUCUCUGAAAAGCACCCAGAAGAAUACUCGGAAAAACCCUAUCUCUAUUUGUUAGGAAUUCUCGUCUCCGAACUCUGUCGGAUCAUCUUCUUGAACCAACUGAAUUACCAAGUGGUCUGGCUCGGAAUAAGGGUAGAACAGAUGUUGAGUGUGCUGGUGUACGAGAAACAACUACGCCUGAUGGCUUCCCCACCUGAAGCAAGUAUCAAUAAUAAAGCAAAUAAUGUGUUGACAACCGAUGUUGAUGACAUUGCCGGUUUCUUCUCGAACUUUCCUUUUCUCUUGACGACUCCUCUCGAGAUAAUUGUGGCGAUUGUCUAUCUGUACUUCUUGUUGGGAUGGUAUAGUCUUGUCGGUGUGGCCAUAAUAGUAAUAUGCACCUGGAGUAACAAAAGAUUUGGAAAGCGCGUUACAAGAUUGCAAAAACGGGUGAAGAAGGCACGAGACGAAAGGGUCGGGGAAAUAUUUGAACCAUUGCAAACUUUCCCAAAUUUGGUGGCCGAACUGAUAGGUCUAAGCAUAGCUGUGAGUCGCGUGGAAAAAUUCUUAAACGAGACCGAAAUACAAAAGGAAGGUUCGACUUUCAGUUCCGAUUCCACGAGAACCACAGGGUGGUUGGAAAACACGACCAUUCGAGAGAAUAUUUUGUUUGGGACAGAUUUUGAAGAAGAGCGUUAUUGGGAUAUAGUUGAUUCAUGCGGUCUGACAAAAGAUUUUGAGAACAUGGAGGAAGCCGAUUUUACCGAGUAUGACGAAAAAAGCCUACUUCUAACGAACGAACAAAAAUCUAGAAUCGCAUUGGCGCGAGCGUUGUAUAGUCCGGCCCAAAUAUUGCUCAUAGAUGACUGUCUAUCUUGUCCGGAUUCAGAUACAGCUCAACAAAUUAUUGACCAUUGCCUCCGUGGUCCUCUUGUUAGUGGACGUACCGUGAUAAUAGCGACGCGUUAUGCUAGAUACCUUUUGGAUAUGGUUGACUACGUGGCGAUACUCAGGGAGGGAUCCGUUCAAGCGAAAGGUACACCAGAAGAGGUGCACGAUUCCGGAUUUUUGACCGACGAUGUACUUGGAAAGGACGUCAAGUCGGCUCCGGAUCAAGUGGACAAGAAUGACCAGUAUCUGGAAAUUGAAAAAUCCACCGCGGAUAGGAGAAAUUGGACAGCAGAAGAAGUUCGUUCUCAAGGAAAAAUUUCAUUUCAAGUUUACCUGUUCUACCUAAAAUCUAGCGGAGGCCUAUUUCUUUGGUUUAUCCUUUUCAUUCUAUUUAUCUCAAUCAGAACCAUAACUGUGGGCGAAACAUACUGGUUAAAAAAAUGGACGGACUUGUAUCCGACUAAAAAAGGAUUGAAUUAUGACCUCACCUUUCAUGAGCAAUCGUUUGAUGAUGAGGAGAAUAGUAAUCUAAAAAGUAUAGGAGUGUAUGCCCUCAUUGCAAUAGCAUCGUCUGUUUUUACCAUCAUUCGGAUGCACUUUCAAAUUUCCUUGUCCCUCAAGGGAUCGAGAUCUCUGUUUUCUGAACUUUUGAACUCAAUUCUGAGAGCGCCCUUAAGUUUCUUCGACACCGCUCCUCUGGGAAGAGUGAUGAAUCGGUUUUCCAAGGAUCUGGGCAUAAUCGAUCAAGGUCUUGUAACAGUCAUAUCUGGCUUCCUUGGGGACGCUGUGGGGGCGAUGAGCGUGCUAGUCGUGGUGACAGCUGUCAUAUAUGAAUUUGGAAUUGUCUCAAUUAUUGUCGGUCAGUAG
This is a messenger RNA of Acaulospora colombiana, 2073 nucleotides long. The record is from the annotation of a GenBank genome assembly. Lineage: Eukaryota; Fungi; Glomeromycota; Glomeromycetes; Diversisporales; Acaulosporaceae.